UGGACCUACAGGUAUAAAAAGGAUCCGCGCACAAAAUACGAUACCUUCUCUGACCAUGCGUUUCUUUUUGAUUCUUAGUAUUGUCGUUGCGGCGGCGUGGGCUAAAAGCUACGAUGGAUACAAACUCUACCGUCUUCACCCAACCAGUAAGGACCAAGUAGAGUUAUUGAAGAAAAUCGAAAAUGCGGACAAAAUUGACUUUUGGUCGCACUUAAGGUUUAGCGGCCAGCCCAUCGACGUUAUGGUUGAACCAACAACCCAAGAUGCCUUCACAUGGUUCCUAAACAUGCAAGGAAUUAAAUACGAUAUCGCAAUCGACAACAUUGAAAGGAUCGUCGAAGAAGAAAGAAUGCAACAGAUGUCGGCUCCAAGAUCAGCUUCUGGCUCAAUCAGCUUCAGCAAGUUCAACAGAUUCGACGAGAUUACCGCGUACAUGAACAAACUAGCCGCUGAUUAUCCCAACCUCGUACAACUGGAAACCAUUGGACAUACCACCGAGGGCCGUGAGAUGAAAAUGAUCCAAAUUUCUAGCAAUCGUGGUGCUCGUAAACCGAUCAUCUUCGUUGACGCCGGAAUUCACGCCAGGGAAUGGCUCGCUCCUGCCCAAGCUUUGUACCUCAUCAAAGAGCUCGUAGAAAAUGAAGCAAAUAGGCACCUCUUGGAAAAAGUUGACUGGCACAUCCUCCCGGUUUUCAACCCUGAUGGCUACGAAUACAGUCACACCACAGCCCGUUUCUGGAGAAAAACUCGUUCCAAUCAAGGACCAUGCAAGGGAACCGACGCGAAUCGUAACUUUGGAUAUCACUGGGGUGAAGUCGGUACGAGCGACUCCCCUUGCUCAGACAUCUUCAGGGGACCUUCCGCAUUCUCUGAACCGGAAAGUCGUGCAGUUCGCGAUUACCUCUUAUACCGCCGAAAUGACAUCAAAUUGUACCUUACAUUCCACAGCUACGGAAACUACAUCUUGUAUCCAUGGGGAUUCACUUCAGCUUUACCCCAUGACGACAACGAACUUCGCAGUUUGGGCGAAAAGGUAAAUAGGGCAAUUGUUGCAGCAGGCGGUCGUACAUACACUGUUGGUACGUCCACAAAUGUAUUGUACGGAGCAGCCGGCGGUAGCGAUGACUGGGCUAAAGGAGUCGCCGGAGUUGAGUUGGCUUACACUAUUGAGCUUCCCGCCGGUGGUUCCGGAUUCGAUCCUGCUCCAAGCCAAAUCUUCGGUCACGUUCAGCAGACCUUUGAAGGAAUUAAGGAGUUCGGAAAAUACAUCGCCUCCAAAUUCGCUUAAUUUUCGAUGCUCUUUUGAACUUUCUUUUUUAUUCAAACAACAAUAAUAAAGUACACAAAAUAA
This is a messenger RNA of Photinus pyralis (common eastern firefly), 1351 nucleotides long. Its product is annotated as carboxypeptidase B-like. The record is from RefSeq and is a predicted model, not a curated record. Gene Ontology annotation, biological process: proteolysis. The transcript is spliced from 4 exons. The coding region runs from base 56 to 1288 and encodes 410 amino acids. Gene Ontology annotation, molecular function: zinc ion binding; metallocarboxypeptidase activity. Lineage: Eukaryota; Metazoa; Arthropoda; Insecta; Coleoptera; Lampyridae.